AUGGGGAACCUUAACAAUGAAGAGAGAGCAGCAACCAUGGAGAAAAUAAGAGAUGCCUGUGAGAACUGGGGUUUCUUUGAGUUGGUGAACCAUGGGAUAUCCCUAGAGUUGAUGGACACUGUGGAGAGGCUGACGAAAGAUCACUACAAAAAGUGUAUGGAGCAAAGGUUCAAGGAAAUGGUAGCAAGCAAAGGUUUGGAGUCUGCUCAGUCUGAAAUCAAUGAUUUGGACUGGGAAAGCACCUUCUUUUUGCGCCAUCUUCCUGCCUCUAACAUUUCAGAGAUCCCUGAUCUUGAUGAAGAUUACAGGAAGGUAAUGAAGGAUUUUGCAGUGGAACUGGAGAAACUGGCUGAGCUACUUCUUGACUUGCUGUGUGGGAAUCUUGGGCUGGAGAAAGGGUAUCUGAAGAAGGUGUUGUAUGGGUCAAAGGGUCCAAAUUUUGGCACCAAAGUUAGCAACUACCCUCCAUGUCCCAAGCCAGAGCUCAUAAAGGGUCUCAGAGCUCACACAGAUGCUGGUGGCCUCAUUCUACUCUUCCAAGAUCACAAGGUCAGUGGAUUGCAGCUCCUCAAGGAUGGCCACUGGAUUGAUGUCCCCCCAAUGCGCCACUCCAUUGUCAUCAACCUUGGGGACCAACUUGAGGUCAUCACCAAUGGUAAAUACAAGAGUGUGAUGCACCGUGUGGUUACCCACACAGAGGGGAACAGAAUGUCCAUAGCCUCGUUUUACAACCCAGGCAAUGAUGCAGUGAUUGCUCCAGCGCCAGCCUUGGUGAAGGAAGAUGAGAGCAGCCAAGUCUAUCCCAAGUUUGUUUUUGAUGAUUACAUGAAGCUCUAUGCUGGCCUUAAAUUCCAGGCCAAAGAGCCAAGAUUUGAAGCUAUGAAGGCCAUGGAGUCACCCAGCAUUAAUCUAGGACCAAUAGCAACUGUCUAA
Molecule: messenger RNA, 933 nt
Organism: Sphenostylis stenocarpa
Lineage: Eukaryota; Viridiplantae; Streptophyta; Magnoliopsida; Fabales; Fabaceae
Source: the annotation of a GenBank genome assembly